AUGGCGGAGCUGUUAACAGGACGCAAAAUUGCAAUUGUGGGUGCCACCGGCAGACUGGGCAAACCUACUAUCCAGGCUUUACUCUCAAAAGGGGUCCACAAAAUAACGGCGAUUCAACGUUCUGAGUCCACGAGCGAGUUUGGACCGGGAGUACUCGUCAAGAAGGGGGUUUUUACUGACGAAUCGUUCCUGGUGGAAGCGUUAACGGGCCAGGAUGUUCUUAUCGUCAUUGUUCCUAUCCCUAACAUGGAUCUUGGAGACCUAUUCAUCCACGCGGCGGCAAAAGCUGGUGUCCCAUACAUCCUACCAACAGAGUUUGGCGUGGAUACGCCCGAGUGGGAGAAUGAGCAUUCUAUGAUGGCGCCAAAGAUGGCGAGGCGCCGGCUGAUCGCAGAAUUGGGAGUGAGCAGCUGGAUUGCUGUGAUCGUGAACUUUUGGCUGGACACAAAUAUUCGAAAUGGGCUAUGGGGAAUUGAUGUCCGAAGCCGCAAGGCCGAGAUAUUCAAAGAUGGCAAUGCCAAAUUCUCGACAACAACUCUCACACGUUGUGGCGAGGGAAUCGCCGUGCUUCUCAGUCUGCCGGAAAUCGAUCUGGCCCACUACAAGAACCAAUCUUAUUACUACUCCUCUUUCGAGCUCUCCCAAAGAGAUAUUUUCGAAGCCGUCAAACGGGUUACAGGAACAAAGGAUGCAGACUGGGCAAUCAUGGAGACAGAUGCCGCACAGGCUGUUUUGGGUACCGAACCCAAGAUACGCGAUGGGAAUGGUUACGCAGAGUGGUACAGACUUUUUGUGAUGUUCUUCCAAGGUAGGCGAGGGUCAAACUAUGAAUAUAAGGCCACUGAUCUACGGAAAUAUGGCUUGCGGAAGGAAGACCUUGACGUGGCUGUCAGACGAACGAUCGACGAGAUGUAA
Molecule: messenger RNA, 915 nt
Organism: Exophiala bonariae
Lineage: Eukaryota; Fungi; Ascomycota; Eurotiomycetes; Chaetothyriales; Herpotrichiellaceae
Exons: 1
Coding region: 1-915 (304 amino acids)
Source: RefSeq, a predicted model, not a curated record